UGCACAUAUAUAUUUAUGCAGAUCAACAGGCAAAGUCCUUCUCAGCAUGCCGCCUGGAUCAGACACAACAUCCGCAAGAAGGAGUGUUGCUUCUUUAAAAAAGGUGCCAGAGAGGAUGUGUGCAUGUGUGGCUACGGGAAGAGCCAGCAUGCGGCCGAGGCCAUCAAAGAAGAGGACUUCAAUGGCGAGGUGUGGGACGCACACAGACAUGUCCGUGAAGUACCCACAGACGCUUUCGGGGACAUCAGCUUUGGUGGUUUGAGGCAGAUGACGACCAAGUAUGCCCGAGUGUCCACAGAGACCAGUCCCGAGGUCCUGUACCAGUUACUGACUGAACAGUGGAAGCUGUCUCCCCCAAACCUACUGAUCUCAGUGACCGGAGGAGCCAAGAACUUCUAUCUGAAGACGCGGCUCAAGAAUGUUUUCCAAAGGGGCCUCAUCAAAGUGGCGCAGACAACAGGUGCUUGGAUCAUCACAGGCGGCACCAACACGGGUGUAAUGAAGCAUGUCGGCCAGGCGGUGAGGGAUUACUCCCUGAGCAGCUCCAUGCAGGGCCAGAUUGUCACCAUUGGACUGGCAACAUGGGGAGUCAUUAACAAUAGAGAUGUUUUGGUGCAUUCACAGGGUUGUUUCCCCGCCCAUUACCCGAUGGAUGUUAAGGGUCGAAUGCCGUGCCUUGAUAACAACCACACUCACUUCCUGCUCGUGGAUGAUGGGACACACGGACGCUACGGUGUUGAAAUCGAUCUGCGGAGUCGUCUGGAGAAGUGCAUUUCCGGAAAGCCUCUCGGAAACAAAGCUGUUGGAGUGACCAUCCCUGUGGUGUGUGUGGUUUUGGAUGGAGGAGCAGGCACUCUCAACACCAUCUACACAGCCAUGCUCAACGACACACCGUGUGUGGUCUUAGAGGGCUCUGGAAGAAUGGCCGACGUGAUUGCCCACGCGGCGGGACUACCUGUGAGCCAGGUCACCAUCAGCCUCAUCCACCGCCUGCUGAAGAAGUUCCUCAGCCACGAGUAUGACAACUUCUCUGACCUCAGUAUCAUCGAGUGGACCAAAAAGAUUCAGGACAUCAUCAGGAUGUCUCAUCUGCUGACGGUGUUCCGAGGUGGCGGGGACAGUCACGGGGAUGUGGAUGUGGCCAUUCUGCAAGCGCUCUUCAAAGCUUCCAGGGCCAGUGAGUCACAGGAAAUGGAGGGCUGGAGGAGGCAGCUGGAGCUGGCUAUAGUCUGGAACCGAGUGGACAUAGCCGCCACCGAGAUCUUCACCGACGAAAGCCAGUGGAAGUCAGGUGCCCUCCAUUGGGCCAUGUUCUCGGCCCUGGCAGGGAACAAGCCCCAGUUUGUGAGUCUCCUUCUGGAGAACGGCGUGAGUCUAAGAGAGUUCCUGCAGAGUGAAGACACGCUGUGUGACCUCUACAAAAAGCUGCCCAGCUGCUUCUUCCUCCGCAAGCUGGCCAAACGUGUCCACUCAUCCUGCUGCCGGAGGAGGAAAGUCUUUGUCCUCAAGAACCGGGUGCAGGCGGGACCGAGUGAGGGCAUCUGCUUGAGUUUCGUUUCCGAUGAGGUGCGGCACCUGCUGGGCAACUUCACCCAGCCCAUCUACCCUCCGCCGACCAUGACGUAUCAGUUUAACAUGGAGGAUGCAGCAUCGCUGUCAAGAAGCCUAUCAGGAUCCCAAGCUCCCCUCAGGAUGGACCUUGCCGAGGCCCAGAGAGACCCAGCUAGAGACCUUUUUCUUUGGGCAGUUGUACAAAACAAUAAGGAGCUAUCCGAAAUUGCCUGGGAGCAGUGUACAGACUGCAUAUCCGCUGCUCUGGCCGCAUGUAAGAUCUUAAAGAAAAUGGCGGAGGAAGAAAACGAUGCGGAUGAAGCCGUCAACAUGCUAGAGCUGGCCAAUGACUACGAAAGGCACGCUAUAGGUGUGUUCACACAGUGUUACAGCAAUGGUGAAGAGCGGGCUAAAAAGCUGCUGAUUCGCGUGUCGCCAUUAUGGGGGAGGACCACAUGCCUGAGACUGGCACUGGCAGCUAACUGUAAAAGCUUUGUGGCGCUGUCGGGUGUUCAGGCCCUCUUGACUCAGAUCUGGUGUGGGGAGCUUUCGGUGGACAAUCAUGUGUGGAGAGUGAUGAUCUGCAUGAUAUGCUUUCCACUCAUCUACACUGGCUUUCUGACUUACAGACGUGAUGAGUUAAUCCAACGGGAAGUGGAAAAAAACAAAGCUAUAAAGACAGUGGAGAGUGUGACAGGAAGUGUGUUCACAACCAAAGUCAAAAGCUGCGACCUCACCACCAUGAAGUCUCUGAACUGCUGGACCAGACUGACCGGCCUCUACAGUUCCCCGCAGGUUAAGUUUUACUGGAACAUUGUGUCGUACUUCGCUUUCCUCUUCCUGUUUGCGGUGGUGCUGAUGAUGGACUUCCAGGCCACACCUUCUCCUGGGGAGAUUCUGCUAUAUGUGUGGCUCUUCUCCCUGGUGUGUGAGGAGGUCCGGCAGUUGUUUUAUGACCCAGAUGGAUUUGGGUUCCAUAAGAAAGCCAGGGUGUACAUUCGAGAACUGUGGAAUAUUUUAGACGUUCUGUCCAUCAUCCUCUUUAUUAUCGGCCUCGUGUUUAGGCUAACGACGAAGCUGUUCUAUACCGGUAAGAUCAUCCUCUGCAUUGAUUUUGUAGUCUUCUGCUUGCGUCUCAUGGCCAUCUUCAGCAUCAGUCGUACACUUGGACCUAAGAUUAUCAUUGUCAGGAGAAUGAUGAUGGACAUGUUCUUCUUCAUGUUCCUGCUGAGCAUCUGGGUGGUGGCGUACGGUGUGGCCAAACAGGGUAUCCUGAUCCAUAAUGACAAUCGUCUGGAAUGGAUCAUCCGUGGAGCUGUUUACGAGCCGUAUCUCAUCAUCUUUGGCAACGUUCCCACCAACGUGGAUUACGCUGCGUUUGACAUGGACUCCUGCAGCAUGAACGCCACCGAUCCCUUAAAGCCCAAAUGUCCCGUGCUGAAUGAAAACCAAACCCCAGCCUUCCCGGAGUGGCUCACCAUCAUCAUGCUGUGUGUUUACCUUCUCUUUGCUAACAUACUUCUGCUCAACCUGCUGAUCGCCAUCUUCAACUUCACAUUCCAGGAAGUGCAGGACAACACUGAUCGAAUAUGGAAGUUCCAGAGAUAUGAGCUUAUCAAGGAAUACCAUAGCCGCCCUGCUGCCCCUCCUCCCUUCAUCAUCCUCAGCCAUCUGUACAUCUUCAUAAGGAACGUGGUGCUGUGCAGGCCAUCCCAUAAAUCCAGAAAGUUUAGAACGGAGCUCCCUCACAUUGAGGAGGAGGAGCUGCUGUCAUGGGAGACCUUGAUGAAGGACAGGUACCUGCUGUCCACGCAGCAGCAGCAGAGUGAGACGAUGGAGCGAUGCAUCGUGGACACGGCGCAGAAAAUCGCCACCAUAACUGAUAGGUUGGAGCGGGAAGAGGAGAUGAGCUCUGUGAUCUUGAUGAAACGACUGACGCGACUGGAGGAGCAGGUUGUCCAGUCAGCCAAAGGCCUGCAGUGGAUUAUGGACAGUCUGAAAUCCAGGGGUCUUGCUUUGAAAGAAGACCAACCACUCACCGUACUUCCAACAGUGAAGGAUUUGUCCGAAACAUCGGUGAAAGAAUCGGAUGGGUUCCAUUUCAAGGCACGCCAGUUCCACUACCCCAACAGCAAAGUCACCCGCUUCCCGGUGCCCGAGGAGAAGGUGCCGUGGGAGGUCAGCUUCAGCUCAUACUUGCCUUCUUAUUAUAGCGCAGAGGACAAAGGAGAUAACGUGGAUGGAUCAGAAUCCAUCUUGGAAAACUACAGAAACCCUGGAGGGAGAACCGGCAUCAGGGGUCAGGGUUCGCUCAACCAUCUGGGUCCAAAUCUGCAUGUAGACCUUGUGAUUACACGUGUGAGGGACAGUGGACGGUCAGUUUUGGAAUUUCUGGCUGUUGCCGAUGAGCACCUGAAGACCUUGGUUCUACCUGGGGGACCCGUCGAAACUGUGGAUCGGCUGCCAACGGCUUUGAUGAGAACCAUGGGCAAGAACUUGUAUGAAAAAUUACAUGAAAAAAUAGCCGAGGGAACACUGGUGUUUGAAGGUUACGUGGACGACACCAGGAACACAGAUAACGCCUGGGUGGAAACCACAGUCAUCAACCUUCACUUGGACUCAAGCGCUGAUUCCGAGGAUAUCAUCAACAUGGUGAUGUCCAGCCGUGGUUCUCUGCAGUGGCUGGAGGUCAGCUGCAAAACUAGACUGUGCUUAGACCAUAGCGACUCACUGAGGCGGAUCGCCAUGCUGCAUAAUAGGAACUCUUAAUUGGAACUCCUGGUGGGGCUCCAGGCAUGGAUCAAGGCUUUUGAGGGCACACCGUUUUCCCUAAAAAUCCACGCUGUUGCACUGCAAGCACUUAAGCCAUAUCUGCUGCUGCUCAGUAUCUAAUCAAAUUUAAUGUAACCUUACUGAAAGUAUGCACAAUCUUCAGGUAUGUUCUUUACAUGAAUGUUUCUGACUCCUUAACAUACAUUUCUCCAUAAUCAACUGACAGAUGUCCAACAACUAAGCGCUAUUUUGGACAAUAGUUAUGGCACAUAUAGCUGAAAAUGCACACCCAUUUAAAGAAAGCCAUUUCACAGGCUGCAGUGUUAGCAAUCGAACGGACGAAUAAAAGUGUGAUCCUCGGCAAAGUAUACCUGAAUGCUUUCUCGUGUGUGAUUGUGUAAAAAAUAGAAGUGAUAGAAAUGGUAACAUGAAAGUGUUUGCUAAGCGCCUACCUCCGGAAAUGCUAAAAAUGGCAGUAGAAUUAUUUUAGCAUGCUAACACCUACUAUGAUAGAAAGUUUCUGUUUAAGUUCAUAUGAAUGGAAAUCGCAAAAAAUGCUAUUAUGCUCAUGUUUGCAUGCUAGCAAUGUUGGAUGCUGUCUGUCUGCUGCUAGCAAUGUUAACAUGAUAAUAUUAGCAUGUAAACAUUGCUACAUGCUAAUAUUUGUUAACAAUGUUAACAUGAUAAUAUUAGCAUGUAAACAUUGCUACAUGCUGAUAUUUGUUAACAUUGUUAAUAUCAUGUUAAAAAAACAGUAUGAGGA
Molecule: messenger RNA, 5086 nt
Organism: Doryrhamphus excisus (bluestripe pipefish)
Lineage: Eukaryota; Metazoa; Chordata; Actinopteri; Syngnathiformes; Syngnathidae
Source: RefSeq, a predicted model, not a curated record